Molecule: messenger RNA, 2029 nt
Organism: Culicoides brevitarsis
Lineage: Eukaryota; Metazoa; Arthropoda; Insecta; Diptera; Ceratopogonidae
Gene: por
Product: protein-serine O-palmitoleoyltransferase porcupine
Exons: 3
Coding region: 216-1616 (466 amino acids)
Biological process (GO): lipid modification; Wnt protein secretion; protein palmitoylation
Cellular component (GO): membrane; endoplasmic reticulum
Molecular function (GO): palmitoleoyltransferase activity; Wnt-protein binding
Source: RefSeq, a predicted model, not a curated record
GUUGAUUCAGAUAUCAGCCGGUAUUAUAUUGUUUAUUUUUCUGUCGGUCUGUGAAGUUGUUUUUUUUCUCUGCUGUGUUAUUUAAAAAUGUUAUAGGAAGAAGCGCUUUAAAUUAAAAGAUUCGCGGUUGAAUUUAUUUACAUUCAAUAAAGGUACAUUAAAUCAUUGUUUUCUGAUUCACCGACGAAAAAAAAAAUAGCUGUUUCCUCUUGCAAAUGGAUGAUGAUUAUUAUGAUGAUUACUUUGACGAUUACUACACUGAUGGAAUCGGAGAUUUGGAAAUGUUCGAACCACGUUUCGAGAAUAUUUGGUACGAUUGUAUCUGGCCAACGCUCACACAAAUAUCGAUAUUAGCACUAAAAUUCAUCACAGUGAAUUUCUUGUUUCGUAUUUUGACACAAACUUUUAUAAGGAACAAGAUUUGGAGUCAUUUAGUUUCUACAGUUUGCGGAGCCGUCUUGAUUUUUUUAACCGUUGAAACAGGAUUCAUCUAUAUUUAUGGACUUGUUAUUCUGUCAUACGGUAUGAUGUGGUUGCUGCAUAAGAUCCGACCGAGACGAAUGGGUUUCGUUAUAAGUUGCUUUGUAUUGGGUGUCUUGCUAUCUUGUGAAUACAUGGAGAAAGAUAAACGACUGUGGCAUCAACUACGAGGCUGUUUAAUGAUUGUGGUAAUGAAAAUCAUAUCUCUUGCUUUCGAUAUAGAUGCUACCAAGACAAAAGAUUUACCGAGAAUAGUGCCAUUUAUGGGUUAUGUUCUGUGCCCUGCAAGUGUUAUUUUUGGUCCAUGGCAUUCCUUUAAUGAUUACACAGGUAUUUUCGAAACAUCUAAAUGGAAUCUCAAAUAUGUCUUUCACAUUUUCUGCAACACAACGCUCGCUAUUACAUUCUUGCUCGUCUCAAACUGCUUCAUAUACGGAAUUAUUUCUGACAACACAUGGAAAUGGGUUAUUGCAUAUCGUGAUGCUCUUGCUUUCCGAAGCAGCCAUUAUUUUGUCUCAUUCAUGUCACAAAUGAGUAUGACGACAGCGGGUUUCAUUACUGUACCAUCAGACACAUCUUCGAAAUAUAGUUAUAACAAUCUUAUCGGAUAUGAAGUGACAAAGCCGCACAAAAUCGAAUUUCCACGGUCUCUAUUACAAGUCGUUGUUGGAUGGAAUAUUCCAAUGCACAAUUGGUUGAAGCAAUAUGUCUUUCGUGUCAUUAAACCUCACAGCACAUUCCUUGCGGUCUUUUCCACGUACUUGAUCUCAUCUAUUCUACAUGGACUCAAUCUUCAACUAUCUGCAGUAUUACUAUCUUUAGGACUUUAUACAUACGUAGAGUACAAACUGCGUCAGAAACUUAGCACAAUUUACAAUUCAUGCACACUGCCAAAUAAGUGCAAGCCAGGAAUGUGCAAUCAUGAUACCAAAAGUCAUUUUAACACAUUUUUGAAUGCUUUAUUUGCGUUAUUAACAGUUUUUCAUCUUGCAUACUUGGGAGUGAUGUUUGAAGCGGCUUUUCAUAUCCAAGAACAGGGUUAUUCAUUGACGCAUGCUUUAGAAAAAUGGAGUAAAUUAGACUUUGCUAGUCAUUGGACAAUACUUAUAAGUUACUUAUUUUAUUUGGUGAUUUAAUGAACAGUUUUAUUUUUACAUAUUUAUGAAAAUAAAUUUACAACAAUUUAUUUAAUUCAAAUGUUUAACGAAUUCAUACUACAGUAACCUUUGUUAGAAACUUCAUUAGAUAUAAAAUGAAGUUAAUUAAUAUUCGUAAUAUUUUUUGCCUAUUUCCAACAAACAUUUCAGUAAGAACAAGAUUUUGUCGACUCUAUUCGAAAUCGACUGAUAGAGAGGACCAAACGAAAGAUAUUCUUUCGAAAGUUUCCCCUUUACCUGAUAGGGUUGUUAGUUUAUGUGAUUGUUAUUGCGAAAUCAAACCUCAUGUAUCGAAAAAUGGCAAAUACAAAAAUCCUGAGUAUCAUUUAUAUCACAAAUGGAGUUUUUACGAAGCACAGAUAGAACUUCAGAAAUUUCGGAAUGAACAACCU